UUUGGCCUCAGCACUCAGAUCAGUCUUCCCAGCAACUCGGACAACAUCCAGUCGACCCGCAGUGAGGCCUCCUACAUGACUGUGACCCCCUACUCCGUUCAUCUGGGUGGCGAGACACAGCAACAACUGCCAAAGCCACACCAGCAAAGGCAACCGCAGCAAAGGUCCGAAUUGGAGCUCUCCGAAGGCCUCUGUCGGACGCAGUGUGGCUCGCCGGCGUACGCCGCGCCAGAAGUGCUCAGCCGACAGCCAUACGGCCUUCAGGCGGACGUCUGGAGCGUGUAUGUGAUCGCUUCGGCUGCCAAUUUGUCACCACGGCAGCCCAGGAAGCCAAGCUAA
This is a messenger RNA of Protopolystoma xenopodis, 339 nucleotides long. The record is from the annotation of a GenBank genome assembly. Lineage: Eukaryota; Metazoa; Platyhelminthes; Monogenea; Polystomatidea; Polystomatidae.